This is a messenger RNA of Aspergillus saccharolyticus JOP 1030-1, 870 nucleotides long. RefSeq names its product YoaK family protein. The transcript has a single exon. Lineage: Eukaryota; Fungi; Ascomycota; Eurotiomycetes; Eurotiales; Aspergillaceae. The record is from RefSeq and is a predicted model, not a curated record. Bases 1 to 870 code for a protein of 289 amino acids.
AUGCCAUACCACCAAUUCCCCUCCCACGAACGAGACCCUCUCCUCGGCGUCCGCAAUGGCCACAACCCCAACAAUCCCACCCCAACUCCAAGAACCCACCUCGCGAACCUUCACAAUUACUUCACCCAACCCCUCGCGCGACGCUGGACCGACCUCCUCCUCCUCACCUGCUACAUCAUCACCGGACUCCUCGACUCCUCCGCGGUGUUUAUCUGGGGCUCCUUCGUCUCCAUGCAAACCGGCAACACAGUGUACGCGGGACUCGGACUAACCGGGCUGGACACCACCACACGCUGGCAGAAAUCCCUCAUCUCCAUCGGCAGUUUCUGCACCGGCAGCUUUCUUUUUGCCCUGCUUCACCGCCGACUGUUUGCCGCGCCGCGGUGUCGCGGCGCGCUGGCGCUGUCGUUCGCCCUCCAGACGGGGUGUAUUGCCGUUGCGGCGGUGAUUACGAGUGUAUAUCACCCACACAAGGAUGAUGAUAACGGGAGGUUGAGGUGGACGACGGUGGUGCCGUUGGCGUUGGUUGCGCUGCAGAGUAGCGGGCAGGCGGUCGCGAGUCGCGUGCUGCAGUUUAGUGCGUUGACGUCGGUCGUGUUGACGAGUGUCUACUGUGAUUUAUUUUCGGGGCCGCUGUUGAGUACUAGUUCUUCGGAGCAGCCUGCGGCGGCGGUGAGGAAUCCGGAUGAGUGGCGGAGGGUGGGCGCGGUGGUGGGCUUGUUGAUUGGGGUCGCGGUUGGAGGGGGUUGGGCGAGGAGUGAGGUUGGGUUGGAGGGAGCGCUGUGGACGGCGGUGGUGUUGAAGGCGGGGAUUACGGGGGCUUGGUUGUGCUGGAGGGAGGAGGAGAAGGCUGGUGCUGGGGAGGAGUAG